This is a messenger RNA of Melitaea cinxia (Glanville fritillary), 1343 nucleotides long. It is a transcript of the gene holn1, whose product is annotated as CD2 antigen cytoplasmic tail-binding protein 2 homolog. The coding region runs from base 299 to 1291 and encodes 330 amino acids. Gene Ontology annotation, molecular function: protein binding. Gene Ontology annotation, cellular component: U5 snRNP. Lineage: Eukaryota; Metazoa; Arthropoda; Insecta; Lepidoptera; Nymphalidae. The record is from RefSeq and is a predicted model, not a curated record. The transcript has 3 exons.
CACUUUUGCAACACUGGUGUAUAAUCUAUGAAAAUAGAUAAGGCAAAGUGAAUAAGUGACGCAUUUAUAUUUAUUUCGUAUAAAAAUAAAUUCUUACUCUGAAAUUAAAUUUUACUUGUAAAUACGAAGCAUAUAUAAGUAGUUAAAUAACUCGUAAAAUAUAUAACACAAACAUUAUUGUUCAUUUAAGCCUAAACAAUUAUCCACAUGUUCGUUAUUUAGUAUUGGAAUAACAAUACAUAUUACAAUAAACACAUAGAGAAAAGUAAUAUAAAUUAACUAAAAAACAGACAUAAAAAUGUCCAAAAGAGGAGCAUCAUUCGCUUUUGAAGGACAAGAAAGAAAGCCUACAAAAGAAGGUAAAAAACAUUCUCUUGACUCGGAUGAAGAAGACAGUGGAGCAGAGGAGGAAAAGCAAAAUAUUUUAAACGCUGAUGAUAUAGAGGGUGAAGAAGAUGGUGUUGGAGGUAUGGAAGGUGAAGUAACAAUCACUCCGUUUAAUAUGAAAGAAGAACUUGAAGAAGGUCAUUUUGAUCAACAAGGUCACUAUCACUGGAAGAAAGAAAAAGAAAUACGAGAUGGUUGGCUAGACAACAUUGAUUGGGUUAAAGUGAAAGGUAGACCAGAAGAUAAAUACAAAAUUUUUAAAGAUGACGGUGAAAAGAGCAAUUUUGAUGAUUCCGAUUCAGAUGUAGAUGAAAAUGAGGAAAAUUAUGAUAAAAUUGCAAAUUACAAAGAAAUAUUGCAACAUAUGAAACCCAGAGAGAGUAUUGCAAAAUGCUUACAAAGACUAGGUGCCAAUUCCAAAAUUUCUAGUGCUGAACGCUGGAAAAGAAAGAAAGCUGGCAUUGUCGAUGAAAGUGGUAAAACUGUUACCAGAAUUACAGAACUUGCCAAUCAAAUUUUAACAAAGGAAGGAAAUAUGGAUAUUUACCAAGAAACAUAUGAAAAAAUUAAUUCCAUAAUUGCAAAAGACAAGGCUAAGAAUGAUGAUGCUCAGUUAGAUAUGUAUGCAGAUGAUUUUGAUGAGAAGGAAAAACUUACUAUAGAUAAUAAAAAUCAAGAUGAUGAUAAAAACAAUACAGAUGAUGAUGAUAAAUCUGAGGAAGUAAAAUGGGAACUUAAAUGGUCUCAAGACAAUGAUGCUGAAAUUUCUGGACCUCAUUCUACGGAACAAAUGAAUAAAUGGUCCACAGAAGGUCAUUUCAAAAGUGGUGUAUGGGUUCGAAAACACGGAGAAGAUAGUCAAUUCUAUAGCUCAAAUAGAAUUGAUUUUGAGUUGUAUUUGUAAAAAGUUUUUUAAGUGAACAGAAAUAAAAUUGUCAUUACUUUAAUAAGGCCAA